AUGGACGUUGUCACGACAGAAGACUGCCAGGCAAGUGUCAAGGAAAUCAACAGUACUGGCGAUUUCACAACAACGAAGGAAGUCAAGAGCACUGGCGAUUCCACAACAGAGAUGGAGCUCGACGACAACGAUGGAUCCACAACACCCAAAGAACCAAACCACACCAACAACACCACAGCGCUCAGCAACUUCAACGAAACAGACGAUCCCGCCAGCCUACACCAAUGCUUCCACAAGCUCUUCGAGCAGUCGGCAGCGAAGCACGCCGCCAAGGACGCCCUAUGUUACAACGACGAGGCCCUCACCUACGGCGAGCUCAACGCGCUCGCCAACCGCAUGGCCCGAGCUCUCGUGGAGCGCGGCGUCCGGAGCGGCGAUAUGGUCGGCGUGGCGCUGGACCGGUCCGUCGAGCUGGUCACGGUGCUGAUCGCUGUCAUGAAGACAGGCGCCACCUACGUACCUAUCGACCCAGCCUUCCCCGCCGAGCGGAUAAACCAGAUGAUGGAGGACGCCGCUCCGAAGCUUCUCGUGACCGGAGGCGGUGGCAACCGCGAAGCCUUCGCCGCCUGGGAGAGCGUGUGUCUGGGCGUCGACGAAACACUACAAAUGACAGAUCCGAGCUCCAGCAAUGGGAGCGAGGAGAACCUCGACAUAGACAUACCCAGCGACGGCCUCGCCUACGUCAUGUACACCUCCGGCUCAACAGGGCGACCCAAGGGCGUCGAGGUCAGCCACGGGAGCGUCGCGAACCUGCUCCUGUCGAUGCAGAGGGAGCCGGGGUGCAACCAAAAUGACCGGCUGCUGGCGCUCACCACGGUGUCGUUCGACAUGGCCGUCCUGGAGCUGUUCCUGCCGCUCCUCUGCGACGCGACGACGGUCCUCGCGCAGAGCCACGAGAUUAAAGAUCCGGCCGCCAUCGUCAGGCUUAUGAGGCGCCACGAUGUCACCAUCAUGCAGGGCACGCCGGCCAUCUGGCAGAUGCUGCUUGACUCCGGCUGGCGGGGCGAGCCGCGGCUCGAGAAGAUCUUCUGCGGCGGCGAGGCGCUGCCCCGACCGCUGGCAGACCGCUUGCUGGCCUGCGGCGACGUCGUGUGGAAUAUGUACGGCCCGACCGAGGCCACCGUAUACGCAGCAAUCUGGAGGGUACGCCAGGGACACGCCAUACUGGUCGGAGGCCCCAUCACCAACGGCCGUCUCUACGUGCUCGACGCCGACUUGGCGCCCGUGCCGCUCGGCAGUCCCGGCGAGCUGUACAUCGGAGGCGCCGGCGUGGCGCGCGGGUACCGCAACAACGCCGAGCUCAGCAGCUCGCGAUUCCUCAAGAACCCCUUUCACGAGGGCCUAAUGUACCGAACAGGCGACAAUGCGCGCCUAAUAGCACCCGGGGAGCUGAGCGUAAUGGGCCGCAUCGACGGGCAGGUCAAGAUCCGCGGCCACAGGAUCGAGCUGGGCGACAUCGAGGCCGCCAUAACCUCACACGACGCCAUCUCCGGCGCCGUGGUGGUCAGCCGCGACGACCGCCUGGUAGCGUACUGCGUCGUGCAGGAGAAGGCGCGGCCGCUCAACAACAACAACAUUGAGGCCAAGACGGCGCCACUGGACCGCGUGCUGCGCCCCUGGCUCACCAAACGGCUGCCGGGCUACAUGGUGCCAGCCUUCUUCGUCUCGAUGGCCGCGUUCCCCGUGACGCUCAACGGCAAGACCGACCGCAAUGCCCUGCCGGACCCAAUAGCCUCAAUUCAGCCUAUCACCGCCGACAUGAUGAAGCCCGCCACGGAGCUGGAGGGCCAGAUCCUAGCGAUCUGGUCCGGCGUGCUCGGCCACGACCGCAUCGGCGUCGACGACAGCUUCUUCGAGGUCGGCGGGGACUCGGCGCGUCUCGUGCGCGUCCAGAGGGAGCUCGAGGGGCUCCUGGGCCUGUCGGUCCCGUCGCCCACGCUGUUCGAGUACUAUACCGUCAAGAUGCUGGCUGCGCAUCUGACCAGUUCGCCCGGAGUGGCCGGCCAUGAACUCGUCACCAAGCAACGUCGUAUGAGCGAUGCCGAGGACAUCGCUGUUGUCUCCAUGGCGUGUCGGCUACCUGGUGGCAUUGACACCCCAGAGGGCUUCUGGGAGCUCCUCGAGCGUGGUGGUGACGCCAUUACGGACGUGCCCGAGGGACGUUGGGGCGACGAUGAUGCCCCAGAUAAUGUCAAAUCGUCGUAUUACAGUCGUGGGGGUUUCUUCCCUUCAAUCCACUCAUACGACACAUCAUUCUUCGGCAUAUCACCACGAGAAGCGCGCGCUUUGGACCCUUCGCAGUACAUGAUGCUAGAGACCUGUUGGGAAGGAUUUGAGCGUGCGGGUUAUACCAUGGAGCAACUACGCGGUAGCCAAACCGGCGUCUUCAUCGGCACCAGUAAUAUUCUGGCCCAUCAGCGGUUCAACCGAAGCGACGGCAAUGACUUGGCUGAUCUUGACGGGUACACCGUGACUGGCUCGUCUGCUGGCACGAUGUCUGGUCGGAUAUCCUACCAACUGGGCCUAGAGGGCCCAGCUAUGACAAUAGAUACUGCCUGCUCCUCCUCGCUGGUGGCCACUCACCUGGCAUGCAGCGCGCUCCGGCAGGGUGAAUGCGAUAUCGCGGUGUCUGGUGGUGUGAGCCUGAUGCUCAACCCAGGCCUGCACGUGGAGUUCAGCCGGCUACAAGGCAUGUCGCCGGAUGGCCGUUGUCGGGCUUUCUCAGCCGAUGCUCAAGGCACGGGAUGGUCCGAGGGCUCUGUCGUCACUAUUCUCAAGCGGUUAUCCGAUGCCCAACGCGACGGUGAUACGAUGCAUGCUGUCAUACGCGGCACCGCGGUCAAUCACGACGGCCGUAGUGCCAGCUUGACAACCCCAAGCGGCGCUGCCCAGCGACGACUGAUUCGUACGGCCUUGACGGUUGCCAGACUACAGCCCGACGACAUCGACUAUAUUGAGGCUCAUGGUACCGCUACCAAACUCGGCGAUCCAAUCGAAGCUGCCGCCCUGGCGGACGUCUUCGGGCCCAGCCGUACCAACGUAGAGCCUUUGUUGAUAGGUUCGGCCAAGUCCAACAUAGGCCACCUUCAGGCCGCCGCUGGCCUUGUAGGACUCUUGAAAGUGACACUCGCCAUGCAUUACAGAACAUUACCACAGACUUUACAUAUCACCAAGCCGACUCCGGCUGUGGAUUGGCAGGGUGCCAAGAUGAUGCCGGUGCUGGAGAAACGACCAUGGCUCUCACAUGGUAACCGCCUGCGCCGGGCUGGUGUCAGUGCCUUCGGUAUCGGCGGCACAAACGCCCAUGUCAUUGUUGAAGAACCACCGAGAGAAGUCGCAACUGCUAAUCGUACGGAGAAGGGAACUCGGCAACCUUCAACUAUGCCGUUCCUCCUCUCAGGCGACAGCGAAAUAGCGCUGCGGAGGCAGGCUGAGAAGCUCCAUCAACACAUCAGCACUAAGACCAACCGGGAUGAUGUGAGCGACGUCGCCUACUCCCUAGCGACAACACGCAGUCACUUCCGAAAGCGGUUGGUGUUGAUGGCCAAAGACAGAGCUGAGCUGUUGGAGAGGCUGGGUUCGAUCACCCACCCGGGCUCUUUCGCAUUGCCUGCUACCGACGCUGCCGAGGCGCCACGGCUCGCCAUGCUCUUCACCGGCCAAGGCAGUCAAUGGUCAGGCAUGGGCAAAGACCUGUCCGAGACCUAUCCUGUCUUCCGCGAAGCAAUCCACGAGAUCGCUGCCGAAUUCACCGAGCUGGAUUUGCCGCUACUCGAGGUCAUGUGGUCGGAACCUGGAAGCACAGCAGCCGCAUUGUUGGACCGUACUGACUUUGCGCAGCCUGCUCUGUUCACUCUGGAGGUAGCGUUAUGGCGGCUGUGGCAGGGCUUGGGCGUGAAACCAGAAUAUGUCCUUGGCCAUAGCUUGGGCGAGCUCGUGGCUGCGCACGUAGCGGGCAUCUUUGAUCUGCCUGAUGCUUGCCGAUUAGUUGCUGCGCGUGGCCGGUUGAUGCAAAAUCAAACCGGCAAUACAAGGAUGGUGUCGCUCGAGGCCAGCGCCGCUGAGGUAGAAGCAGCAAUUGAUGAAUCCGGCUUCAGCGGCAAGGUCGAUGUCGCUGCCUAUAACACACCAAUGCAGACAGUCAUUUCUGGCGACAAUAAAGCCGUUGACAAGGUGACGGCUCAUCUCGCUAGGCAAGGCCGCAAGACUAAGACGCUCGUCGUUGGACACGCCUUCCACUCCCGCCACAUUGACGGCAUGCUGGGGGACUUGCGAGCCGUAGCUGAGACCAUACGGUAUAAUUCUCCGCACCUGAGCAUCGUCAGCAGCCUAGACGGCAGGCUGGUUCAUACCGGCCAGCUCGAGCAAGCAGACUACUGGGUUAAACAGGCACGCGAGCCAGUUCGCUUUGGUGAUGGUAUCCGCACGUUGGCUCUCCACGGAGUCAACGUCUUCCUUGAGCUAGGUCCGCAGCAAGUACUUUGUGGGUUGGGUGCAGCAUGUCUUGCGGACGAGGAAGACAGCAAGUCCGCUGCCUGGUUGCCGUCUUGCAUACCUCGGCAAGACGGCGCCUCGACCAUUCAACGCAGUCUUGCCGAUCUACAUGAGCGGCGCGUGCCAAUCGACUGGUCUGCCUAUUUUAGACCCUUUGGCUGUCAGCGCGUAAACUUGCCAACAUAUGCCUUCCAGCGGUCUUUCGACCGUGCAGGCACGCAGAAACUUGCUGCUGCUAAUGGUAUCAGCGAUACCCUCAGCCGUGCGCCCCAUGGCGGUCAGGGGCGCUUCCAGUUCGAGGUAGCAUGGCAUCCCGUGGAAACAGACAACGUGCAUCCUAGCGGAACCUGGGGUCUUAUGCUUCCGGUCAACGACGGGACGUGGGCGGGGCAGGUGGAAGCUGACCUGUCAAGAGCCGGUAUCAAAGUGGUCAGAGUUGAGCAUCUCAAGCAAGCCGAGGGGCUGGAUGGUUUGGUGUGCCUGUGGGACUCGGAUGCGGACGUGAUAUCCCAGACGCGAGAUUUCACUGCAAAGGCGCUUAUACAGCUGCAAACGGCAGCUCAGACUCAGUUUAUGCCACCGCUUGUAUGGCUCACCCGUGGUGCGGUCGGUACUGGGACUGAUUACGACGACCGGGCCAUGCGACUCGGAGCGGGGCCGCUAUGGGGCCUAAUGCGGACUGCCAGGACGGAGCAUCCGGAACUGCACUUACGCCAGGUCGAUUUGGGCGACGUCGACGAAAUGGGCACCAGUAUGGUUUCAGCAGUGAUACAGAGCACCGAGCCGGAAUGUGCUGUGCGUCAGGGCCGAGUGCUUUCGCCGCGGAUGCAGCGGGUCAAGUUGGUACCGAGGCCAGUAGCCAAGCAACCGCUUGUCCGCUCGGACGGUGCAGUCCUGAUAACGGGCGCAUUCGGGGAUCUCGGAACGCGGGUAGCAAUAUGGCUGGCAAGAAAGCACGAUGUUCGCGACUUGGUACUGGCCUCACGGCGUGGCAUGGAAGCCCCCGGCGCGGAUGAAUUGGUCGUCGAACUCUCUGAGCUUGGUGUCCGCGUCACUGUGAUCGCCAGCAAUAUAGCCGAUCCGGAGAGUGUCAAGUCAGUCAUGGAAAUAUUCAGCGAAGCCAGACCGCUGCGAGGCAUAGUCCACGCGGCCGGUGUUUCUGACUCUGGUGUUCUGUCCGCCAUGACGCCAGAGCGGUUUGUGACAACUCUUGCGCCCAAGGUCUUUGGUGCCUGGCUGCUGCAUCACUCAACUCGAGAUAUGGAUCUGGACCUCUUUAUGAUGUUCUCUUCCAUAUCUGGAGUCAUGGGUAUGGCGGGUCUUGCCAAUUAUGCCGCAGCGAACGCCUCACUUGAUGCGCUUGCGCACCUGCGUCGCGCCGAGGGCUUACCAGCCACCUCGGUGGCAUAUGGCACCUGGGUAGGCGGCGGCAUGGCAUCAAGGCUUGUCAAGAACACACUCUCCCAACUCAGUCACUUCGGCCUUGACACCCUGCCACCAGAAGAUGGGCUGGAGCUGCUCGAACACGCUGUGGUCAGCAAUCGUCCACUGACCGUAGCAGCCGCACUAGAUCUGGGACGACUUCAGGGCUACUUCGAGGAACGAGGCGGUAUACCCCCGCUGCUUCGUUCGCUUCUGUUUCAGGACAGCGCCCAGAGCCUCCGAGGCUUGGAUCUGUACAAGGUGUUAAGCGAAGCUAGCCCUGGGCAGCAUUCCGAUAUUGUGCUGAACAUGGUCCGGGAAGUAGUCGCCAAGGCAUUGGGCUUCGCGAAACCACUUGGUGUGGAUGUCGACCGUCCUUUGCGAGACAUUGGGAUCGACUCCUUGACGGCGGUCCAGUUGCGCAAUCAUCUGGCAACACUGACGGGGCUCAAGCUAUCCGUCAAUAUUGCUUUCCUGUAUCCAAACUUGAAGGCGCUCAGCCAGUAUUUGUUGUCUCAACUGCGGGACUCGGAUACGUCGUCAUCAUCUGCGACAGCCUCUGGCAGUGCAACUCCUGCCACCACAGCCUCUGACUCUCCUGAAUUGGACAUGACGGCGAUCCGCAAAGGCUGCUUGGAUAGAAGCUUCACGUUCGACAACGUAGCCAAUGAUCCAACUGCACAUACCAUACGUCCCGAGUCUGUUUUUCUCACAGGCGCCACAGGUUUCGUCGGUGCCUCGGUCUUGCACGAGCUUCUCAAGCAGGGCAUCUCCACACACUGCCUUGUGCGCGCCGACUGCGUCAAUACGGCACGACAGCGAUUGGUGGCCACGCUUGAAGACUAUGGUUUGUGGGAACCAAGUUUUGCGUCGCUGGUUCACCCGACGGUUGGAGACAUGGCUCAACCUUUUCUCGGCCUGACCGAGGAAGCGUUCGAGAAUUUGGCGGAACAGGUCGAUGCUAUAUGCCACUCUGGCGGUCUCGUAGACUGGUUGCGACCACUGGAAGAAUACGUCGGCCCCAAUAUCGUGAGCACCCACGAGGUUCUGCGUUUAGCUUCCUGUGGCCGUGCAAAGGCAGUCCACCUGGUGUCCACGAUCUCGACGAUACCAAAGCAUUGCGGCCUUGAUCUGACUGAGGAAGACCAAGAAUACGGCUAUGGUACCUCGAAGUAUAUCGCCGAGCGCCUCGUCGCAGCAGCACGCUGGCGCGGCGCGAGGGCAUCCGUAUACCGGUUGCCUUAUGUGACAGCCUCGACUACGACUGGAUACUUCCGACUCGAUCGCGGCGACUUCUUACACAACUUUAUCGUUGGAUGCCUCGAGCUGGGGGCGUUUCCGUCAAUUGAUGCCGAUAUGUCGGCUGUGCUACCCGUCGACUACCUGGGCAAAACCAUGGUCGUCGUGAUGACACAAGAUUUGCACCAGAUAGGCCGUGAUUUCGACUUCAGAAACUCGCGUGCACCAACCUGCACCGACUUCUUUAGGCUGGUAGGGAAUGUUAGUGGUGGGAAGGAGAUCAUGACCUUCAAUACGUGGAAGCAACGGGCACUGGACUAUGCUACUGCCUAUCCAACAAGCCCCAUAGCUCGCAUCACUGCUGUCCUGGACAGUUAUACUGACAAAACCGCGCCUAGUAUGUUUAAGGGGUUGCCUGUUGGGGAUAACGUAUUUGGGGGCGAUAAUUAUCCGGCGCCCUUGGUCGACGAACGGUCGAUGACUGCUUAUUUGAACCGUAUUGGCACUCGAGCCGCCAAGGCGAAUACGAAGAGGUAA
This is a messenger RNA of Anthostomella pinea, 7692 nucleotides long. NCBI's taxonomy places the organism in Eukaryota, Fungi, Ascomycota, Sordariomycetes, Xylariales, Xylariaceae. The record is from the annotation of a GenBank genome assembly.